CUCCCAUUUCGUAAAGCGGUUGUAACGGCUGAAACCGUGGGUGUGCGCGGGAGCCUACCAGCCAGCCCAGCCAAGCCCUAUCUCAUAGAUCCCCCAAAUCGAUUACUACCCGCACAUCGGUAACCCACUUGCCUCCUACAUCACCUACCUCCCACGCCAAGCGCCCCAGAGCUCGACGACCACCUUGGGAGAUGGCACAAGAAUAUGAAAAUAGCACUACAAACAUGCCUAGGAACGCCAACACAUUAUGCAUCGAAGCAUGUAGGGCCGACGAUGUAUCGCUGAUGGAACAGGCUUUAGCAAUGGCCGCUGAACCUAACUCGAGAUUUACAGCUCAGCAAGUCGCGCAACUGGGCCUUAGCCGCUCAGCGAGCAGGAGAGCGGUUCACGUGCUUAAAUAUCUAGUCGACCACCUUCACGACGCUGAUAUCGCAGCACUGACUCCGGGACAAAUUACGACCAAUGAGGAUAUGGGCAAACCUUCGCUAGAGGUCCUUGAGAUCCUUGUUGCUCACGGAUGGGAUAUCAAUACACCCGGUGUUGGUUCGACGUUGCUUUGGGAUGUCGUAACAUAUCACGAUCUUGUUAAAUGGUGCUUGGAUCACGGCGCUAAAGUUGACAUUCCCGACUACCAGCCUGAAGUCAUCGGUAAUGUGACGAGGCGCAAUCAUAUGCCACGCCCGACAAUUCUCGGCGCGGCGGCGUCGCAGGGCAGUAUCGAGACAUUGGAGCUACUAGCAGAGCACAUGGCUCCCUUGGACCCACGGACACUGCACCUUGCAGUCGAGCGGGCCACCAUCUUAGCACCGAGGGAGGGUGAGGAGCCCAGCCCAUCCUAUACAGAGCGUCUAGACAUGAUACGCCAUCUUAUAGAUGUCGCCGGGCUUGAUGUCAAUGCCAGAGAACCCAAGGUUGGCAGCACAUGCAACACGGCACUCUGCAUCGCGGUUGGACGUCUCAACCAUCAAAAUUUCCAAGAGCUGGUGGACGUCUUAAUGGAUCGCGGCGCGGAUCCAAAUCUGAAUUGUAAGACGCAGGAAGAUGCACCAGGUUGGCCGAGUGCCAUGGUUUGCGCUGAGACUCAUGGCACUAAGAAGUUCUUGCAAGCCGCAAUGGACCGGCAGGCAGAGAAGCAGGGCGAGAAGAGGGGCGAUACAGAUUGACAUAACGACAACAAGCUGCGUGGUGGUGAAUUGAGGUUGGUACAUUUUGCUUGAUAUUGCGUUGUGCACGAAAAUACCAUUGCAGCUUCGAUUUUUGAAUAUAAAAGGGUCAACAUGCUACUAGGGACUACGAUCGAGAUAUAUUUUACUCCAAAUCCUCCUUUCAGUCCCUCUCCCCUCUUUCUCCUUCCGCCGGUAUUCUACCUAUCAUUAUCACCCGAAGCCAUCCUCACAAACUCCAUUCCCCAUCUCCAAACGUUG
Molecule: messenger RNA, 1424 nt
Organism: Pseudogymnoascus verrucosus
Lineage: Eukaryota; Fungi; Ascomycota; Leotiomycetes; Thelebolales; Thelebolaceae
Exons: 1
Coding region: 192-1163 (323 amino acids)
Biological process (GO): regulation of barbed-end actin filament capping
Cellular component (GO): cytoplasm; nucleus
Molecular function (GO): protein binding
Source: RefSeq, a predicted model, not a curated record